This is a messenger RNA of Gryllus bimaculatus (two-spotted cricket), 2302 nucleotides long. Lineage: Eukaryota; Metazoa; Arthropoda; Insecta; Orthoptera; Gryllidae. The record is from the annotation of a GenBank genome assembly.
UAAUUGAACUGUCAAAAUUGCGGAACGCUUUUCCCUGUUCGUUAAUAUAUGAUUCGUGAUUUUUUAACAAAUGAAGUAAUCACUUGGCAACAUGUAGUUUAUUGCUCUUUCAGUUGUUACCGGCAAAGUAAGAAAAGUAUAUCACAAUGUCACUGUGGCUGGUGUAACAUGUAAAGAUUUAAGAAGUAGUUCCUGAAUUUGGAGGUUAGAAAUUGAGCGCAAAUGCAACAAUGUUGACGUUUGAACCAGACCCUUCUCACUAUCAGUCCUGUGGUGCGUUAGCAACAUGUUGUGAAGGUGCAGGAUCUGUGCAUCUUGCACGUCAUCUUCCAUCAGGAAACCUUGUGGCCCUUAAGAAGUUCAACAUGGAAAGAGCAGGAGAUGAUGCAGCUCUUGUGCAACAUGAAGUUCGACUAACUCGGCAACUCCGGCACCCUCAUGUGCUUGGCCUGCAUGCAGCAUUUGUUGCGGGGCCUCAUGUUGUAGCUGUUCUGCCCCUCAUGGCCUUUGGGUCUUGUCGGGACCUUCUUAAUGCUCAUUUUGCAAAUGGAUUGCCUGAGGCAGCAGUGGCCUGUGUUUUGAGUGAUGCCCUUUUAGGACUGGAAUACAUACAUCGCAGAGGUAUAGUGCAUAGAGCUGUAAGAGCCAGCCACAUUUUGGUGUCCGGUAGUGGUAGAGCUUGUCUUAGUGGACUACGCUACUCUUGCCCUCUGGUGGAAAACGGAAGGUGGCAGAAAGCAUUGCAUUCCUUCCCACAGUCUACUGCUCGCAAUCUUAAUUGGCUCAGUCCUGAGAACUUACAAGGAUACAAUGAAAAGUCUGAUGUAUACAGUUUGGGAGUAACAGCAUGUGAGCUUGCCAAUGGUGCUAUACCUUUUGCAGAUAUGCCCACAACAUUAAUGUUAACUGAAAAAGUUCGUGGUUGUUGUCCGCAAUUACUUGAUUGUUCAACUGUCGCAGAAUGUGAUGAUGAUGGCCCAGGAACGAAUGAAGGCAAUGGUGGUAGUGGCAGUGAUGCUGGCCUACUGCAUCAUGGAGCAGAUGAUUUAGCCUCCAUGCUGGCAGCAGAGCGAUUAUCAGAACUUGACAUGGAACCCGAUCAGUGGGAUUUUUGACAAUUAGUGGCCCACCUGAAAAUGGAUGUCUUGUUUCCUCAUAAAGAACUCGGUGUGAUAUGCAAACUCAAAUUUUUACUAAUCCUAACUGGACGUAAAUAUAUACUACUGUUAUAAAGUGUAAAUAUGCAGUAAUUCUGUGAACAUUGUUUAUUGCGAUAACUUUAUUAUAUUAAAGGAAAUUACUGACAAUAAAAUGGUCAUCUAAUUUUUGUUUGCAAAUGCUGUUUAAUUGUAGUUUUCAAAUGGUUGAUGAUCAUGUAUGAGAAACCCGUCCUAAUAAAUCUAAUACAAACAGACCUUAAAGAUUUGUACUUCUUUCUAUUAUAUUUGUGUCGGAGGAUAUGUUUUAUGUAGCUGUUAUUUCACUUGGUACAAAAAUUGUAGAGCUGUUUGGGAUUGUCUUUCUAUUGUGAAAUUUUUAUCAAGUCAUUCUUAAAUCAUGUUUUAGUAAUAAAGUGAAUGGCUGUAAUUUAAUGUCUUCAUUGUUUAUAUAGAAUUAUAACUCCUAAACAAACAAAAAGAGGACUAUUUUUUCAAUAUACAAGACAGGCUGUGCUAUGCCAAAGAAAUAUUUUUCAAGUGAUUAACAAGAUAAAUUAGAAAUAAAAUAUAUGGUGCUUAAUUUGUAUAAUUAAGUGUCAGAAAUGCAUAAAAGCACUUUAUCCUGUGAACGUACUUGAAUUUUAUAGGGUUGUAAUAGUAAUCCUAAUCAACCUUCAAAAAUUUCCAUUUGACUUUCCCAAAAUAUCCCGUUUUACUUUCUGUUUCGUGUUAACUGUUUUGAGCUGAAACAAAGAAAAAAGAACUGGCAUAUCACAUCCUAUGAUGUAGAAGGAGAAUGCCUGACAAAAAAUUUCCGUUUCUCUCUGGAUUCGCUAGAUGCAUUAGGUGCUGCAAUUGGACUACAUGUACAAAUUGAAAGAAAAAAAGGAAACUGGUCAAAACCUGCCUCCUCCUCCUCCUCCUCCUCUUCACCAUUUCAAGUUUUAAACAUAGAAUGUACUAAUACUGUUAAAUUUUAUGUAGAUGCUGAGAGAAUUGAUAUCGUGUAUUGUUUUUUAUUAUUACUGUUGUUAUUAUUAUUAUUAUUAUUAUUAUUAUUAUUAUUAUUAUUAUUAUUAUUAUAAGUAGUAGCAGUAAAAUGACAAUAACAUUUUUAAAUGUUAAAUUAUCUGAUACUAAAA